AUGCUUAGUUAUAAAUGGUGGGAUCUCCGGGUUGACACUAAGGGAGGAAGUGACCAAUGGGCCAAGGGUCCGCAAGAGGUUAAAAACAAAACACUCACCAAUGCCAGGGGAGAAAAGCGCUGGCUGAGCAGCAGCUCCAGCUCGAGCUCACUAUUACCUUUCAGGCCCUAUCUUAUCCCGAACCACUAUGCCUCGUCAUACCGCCUAAGGAAGUUCCCUUGGUCUGACCUCGGGGUCACAUACAUUAGACUGGCGCUGCUAUUACGGCUGACACAGCUACUUGCACUACUAAUAGCAAUAGCUCGAACUCGGAUUGGGGGGACGCAACGCAGUAUAAAUCCGAGGAUACAAAAGAAGCGAAGUGAAGUCACUUUCGAUAGGCCUAUAUCUCGCCUUCCACUACCGGCAGAGGAAAGCAAGUUUCUUUCGGCCUCAGGGGGACCUAUUGGAAAGAAAGAAGAUCUCAUGCCAUCAGGUCUUGCUCGUAUAUACUGGGAUGUGGCCCUAGAAGAAAGUGCCAUAUGA
Messenger RNA from Striga asiatica, 525 nucleotides. NCBI's taxonomy places the organism in Eukaryota, Viridiplantae, Streptophyta, Magnoliopsida, Lamiales, Orobanchaceae. The record is from the annotation of a GenBank genome assembly.